Mercurialis annua (annual mercury) is the source of this 4307-nucleotide messenger RNA. Its product is annotated as ribosomal RNA-processing protein 12. The record is from RefSeq and is a predicted model, not a curated record. The transcript is spliced from 18 exons. Lineage: Eukaryota; Viridiplantae; Streptophyta; Magnoliopsida; Malpighiales; Euphorbiaceae. Bases 107 to 3655 code for a protein of 1182 amino acids.
AUUCCGAAGCUGUUAAACCCUACCGAUAGCUCUCUCCCUGAACAUCCGUUUUCCUUAAACCCUGAAGAGCUAGAAUCGGUAGCUCUCUCCCAAAACCACCACCGCCAUGAAAAGCCACACAAAACAAGAAUCUAAAUCUAAACCUGAACCUGAAACUGAACCCACAUUCAAAGAUGACUCAGAUAUCUGCCAACAACUCAUGUCCCGUUACUCAUCUUCCAAGGCCAUCCAUCACCGCCACCUCCUCGCCACCGCCGCCGCCAUCCGCUCCAUGCUCUCUCCCGACAACUCCCAACCCCUCCGCCCGUCUGCUUACUUCGCCGCUGCGAUUGAUAACCUGCGUAAUCACGAAACGUUAGAUUCCACUGCUAUUGCGGCGCUUUUAUCAUUUGUUUCGAUACUAGCGCCGUUAAUUCCGGAGAAAGAGAUAGAGAGUGAUAAGGCGAGUGAAGCCGUGAAGGUGUUGGUGGCGGUGGUGGAGAGAAAGGAAUUAGGGCUAGGCGCAGCGAGUGUGAGCUGUGUGGUAAAGUGUUUGGGGUUUUUGAUUGUUGCACAUUGUGAUUUAGAGAAUUGGGAGUUUUUAAAGUUAGGGUUUGAAACUGUUCUUAAGUUUUGCAUUGAUAAGCGGCCAAAGGUUAGAAGGGCUUCUCAAGAUUGUCUUGAGAAGAUUUUGAAGUCUUUGAGGUCCUCUUCUGCUGUAAUCAAGGAAUCUAGUAAAUUGGUUCUAUCAAUGCUCAAGAAUUACAAGGCCAAUGCACGUGGUCUGUGUGAGUUAAAGUUUGUGGAUGGUUCUAAAGAUGAAACACUAUCAAAACCUGGGAAUUUAGAGGUUUUGUAUAUGCUAAAUUUACUUAAGGAUGUUGUUCCAUAUCUUUCUGUCAAGACCAGUUCGAAACUUUUGUCAGAAUUACUUAAGCUUAUUCGUCCACAUUUCUCACCUCUUACAAGACAUAUUUUUAGAAGUACUGAAGCUUUUUUUGAGACUUCAAAAGAGGAAGUAAUCGGCCCUCAGUUGGAGAACAUUAUAAAUUCUCUUUGUUUAUAUGUAACCGGUGGAGAGAAGAACCCAGUGGAUACUGUCAUUUCUGCAGGAAAUUUAUUAAGAAUUGCUUUAAACAAACUUCACGCAUUGGGUUCAAGGUCCCCGUGGAUGAGGAAUGUUCCUAAAGUUUUUUGCUCUGUAGCUGCAGGGCUUUUGACUUGUCAGACUACCGCUGCAUCACAGGCAUCAGAUAUCUUGAAGGAGAUGAUCAACCAAUGUAUAGAUGAAAGAAAGCUCUUAACUGAUGAUAGCCAUUCAUUUGAAGAUGUAAGUCCAGAAAGCCAGGAAGGGGAUAUGUUGAAAUCAACAUGCAUUGUUUUUGAGAAUACCUUAAGCUCUUGCAAUGGAGCUCCAGAUGAGCAUCUCUUGCAAGUCAUAUCUGCUUUGUUUUUGAAGCUCCGAGAGGUCUCAUUCAUCUUCAUGAAGGAUAUUGUUCUCAAGCUUGCUUACUUGAUGAAUAGUAUGAUCCAGGAGGCCAAGGAUAAAUAUGAAGCAAAUCAUAUUGUGCAGCUUCAGAAUUGCAUCGGAAGUGCUGUAGUUGCCAUGGGUCCAGAGAGGAUACUUACACUUAUACCCAUCUCUGUUCAUGCUGAUAAUUUUACCUGUUCGAAUUUCUGGUUGAUACCAAUACUGAAGAAACAUGUGGCUGGAGCAUCACUAGGGUAUUUCAUGGAACAUAUUGUGCCUCUUGCAAAAUCCUGCAUGCGAGCCAGUAAAAAAGUUAAAAAGUCAGUAAUAGGUGAAGAUCUGCAGGCUUAUGCCCAUGGUCUCUGGGGUCUGCUCCCUGCCUUCUGUAACUAUCCUGUUGAUACUCAUAAAAAGUUUGGGUCUUUGGCUCAACUUCUGACUACCUUUCUAAAGGAAGAUUCAUUCAUGCAUCAAACUAUUGCCGUUUCCUUACAGACUCUUGUGAAUCAAAAUAAAAGUGCAGUUAUCUCUAAGAAUACUGCUAGUGAGUCACAUGACAAUUCAGUGAAGGAUACUCUCUUGGAAUCCAGGACCUCUUAUUCGAAAAAAACUGCAGCGAAAAACAUCAAGGUUUUGUCAUCGCAUGCGCCCGAGUUGCUUCAGGCUCUAGUGGACUUAUAUGUUGAUUCUCCACCAGAGAAGCGCGCAUAUAUAAAGGAUGCUGUUGGUUGCCUGGCUUCCAUUACUGAUUCUUCUGUUACCAAAAACAUUUUGAUGCCAUUGCUUAAGAGGUUUCAGCUUGUGAAUGACACAGGAGAGUUUGAACAGCCAAUGAACAAGGAAGAUGAAUUGAUUGAAACAAAGCAAGAAAAUUUUAAUGCAAACGAGAAAGAUGAAAAGAGGUGUUUGAUCAUGGAGUUAAUGUCUUCUCUCAUUGAAGGAGCCAAAGAGGAUCUGAUCAGUCUAAUAUAUAAUUAUGUUGUUCAUAUAUUUAAGGGUGAUGUUCUGAAUUGCUAUUGUGAAGCAUACCACACUUUAAGCAGAAUUUUGAAGAAACAUGCUCAGUUUUGCUCUUCUCAAUUUGAGGAGUUGAUAGACUUGUUAAUUGGCCUGAAGCCUCCUACUGAGAUUUCUUCCCUUAAAAAUCGAUUUGCUUGUUUCCAUAUUCUUUUGAAUCACACGUUAGAGAUCUGCUUGGAGGAGGAAAAUACAAAGGCUUUUCUCAUCCUCAAUGAGAUUAUACUUGCUUUAAAGGAUGCGAAUGAUGAAUUUAGGAAAGUGGCUUAUGACACACUCCUUAUGUUGAGCUCCUCCAUCAGAAAUCUAUCACUUGCAGGUUCUGGUGAACCUUAUCACAGACUGGUCAACAUGAUAAUGGGUUAUCUAUCGGGCCCAUCCCCUCACAUAAUAAGUGGAGCAGUUUCAGCACUGUCUUUACUGGUAUAUAAUGAUGCAGACAUCUCUCUCAAGAUGCCUGAUCUUGUUCCUUCACUCUUAUCAUUGCUGCAUACCAAAGCUGUGGAAGUCAUAAAAGCUAUUUUGGGUUUUGUGAAAGUACUUGUAUCAUCCUUGGAAGCUAAAGAGUUGCAGAAUUUUCUACCUGACAUAACCAACGGCAUACUCCUCUGGUCAACUGUCUCCAGGUUUCAUUUUAGAUCCAAGGUAACAGUGAUAUUGGAGAUUAUGAUGCGGAAGUGUGGUUCUACUGCUGUUGAGUUAGUUACACCAGAGAAGCAUAAGAGUUUUGUUAAAACUGUUUUGGAGAAUCGUCAUCAUAAAAAAACUUCAAAGGAAGAUUCAGCUGACAUGGAAAUAAAGCUUGCAGAUUCUUCGUCAAGCGAUAAGAUUAGAAAGCGAAAGCAGAAAGACUUUGGUUCUGUAGCUGGUGAAAAGUCUUCAAUGAGGAAGAGAACAAGAAAAAAUAAGGAAAAUGAGAACCCUCCUACUUCAGCAGAGCCUCAUAUAACAAGUGGUAAUGGUGGUGCAACUGAAGAGACUAAAAGAAACGGGAACUUAAAAUAUGAAAAACCUGCAAAGGGUCCAUCCGCUGAUAAUGGAAAAAAGAGGAAAUUUAUCAAAGAGCCGACUGGUGGUGGGAAAAAAAGCGUGGAACAAAGAAACACGAGCAAGGAAGGGGAAACUGUAUCUCAUAGAGCUCCUUACACUCCCAAAUUCCGCAAACACAAUAAAUUUGGGAAGAAGUAGAAAAGUUGGUGACUGUUGUAGGCUGUGCAGCACAUUACAGUGCUUCCAAAUUGCACAAAAGAAGAAAUUCGAAUAGAUGGAACUUGGAGCAGAGGAGCAUCAGCAAGAAAGGUGAAACAGCAUCUCAUAGAUCUCCGAAUUCCGAAUUCUGCAAACACAAUUAAUUUUGGAAGAAACAAAAUAUUUAUUGCUUAGUGCAGGCUAUGUAGCACAACAUAAAAGGAAAAAGUAUAGUAGAUACAGAUCCUUAAAACUGGAGUAGUUGCUUCUACAGCUGUUGUAAGAAAUUUCACCUGCCAAAGCAAUUAUAAACUCGAUGCGAGAGAUAAAUGGCACCAGUCUCGAGCAUGGAGGAGAUGAGCAACGGUGCAUCAUUUUUCAUACCAAUUGAAGAUAUCUAAUCAAAGAAGUAUGAUAGUUUCUCUGGAACUUAUAAUGUCAUAACUUGCCAAAUUUUGAAGUAAUGAAAUUGGAUACUGAUAUUAACGUGUAUUUCUGUUUCUAGUAGUACUUGUGCUUGUGGAAAUUUGAAAAUAAUGUAUUAUUUAUCAUAGUGGGAGAUUAUGAGAGUCCGAGUUGAAAUUAUUUAAGAUAGGGUGACAAAGAUCUGUUGUGCAAACAUGAUUUUAUGAACUCGAUCCAGUUGCCACAA